AAUCUGGUCCUCCGUCUUGCUCAGGGUCUCUCUUGUUCAGCCCCCCCUGUAGUCUCACCUUUCAAUGGCCACAAACGAUCCUUGGGGCGAAUUUGAGACCUUGCGCCAUUGGAUUAAGCAAAACACCGUUGACAGACUCAAGGCAAUCAUUAACGGAUUCCAAGACGAAUGUUCCUCAAACAUUGCCAAGGGUGGUAGAAAACAGGAGCUCAUAGACCGCAUCACACAGCAGAUGGACUUCUGGAGACAGACCAAUAAUGUUGAAAGGUGGAUAAAGGGGCGAGCGGUCUUGCAUCAGGUCCGCACUUCUGGAAUUUAUAAUCAUAGACACUCUAUGCCAGGUCCCAGCGGAAAUGUUUACACCGCGAAUGUGCAAAAUGGCUUUCGUCCUAGCACUUCUACUGUCACACGAUUCGAUACUUACGCACCUCCCCGUCAAGUUUCUACUUCGUCGUCUGUAGGCGCCUCUGCAUCUCAAUCAUCCAGACCUACAAUGAAAUUUCGACCUUCUCCAUUUUUUCGAGUAGAUCAAGCGAUAUCUAACAUCAUCGAGUGUCCUGAAUCUCUGAAUUCCACCGACCGCAAGCAACAGAGCGCAACGUUCACGCUGAACCCCGAUCAUGUCCAGAAGCUAUCUUCCCUGAGCCCGAAGUACCAGCUCCGCUUGUUCUGUACUUCUUCUACUUUCUACUCUUCGGGACCAGCUUUCCGCGCGCAGAAUGAAGCCCUCCCGAUAGAAUUUCCACCUACUUGCGAAGUUCGCGUCAAUAAUGUACAGUUGCAGGCGAACCUGAAAGGCUUGAAGAAGAAGCCUGGCACUGCUCCUCCAGCUGACCUUGGAAGGAGCGUGAAGCACACUGGACCCAAUCGUGUGGAGAUGGUUUACGUAAACAGUCAACAACCUAUCCAACCAAAGAGGUACUAUCUGAUCAUAAUGCUGGUGGAGGUGGCCAGUGUUGAUCAACUCGUUGAGAGAUUGAUGCAAAAUAAGUAUCGCACUCAAGAGGAAAUCAUGGAUCAACUGUCCAAAGUGGCCUCACAAGAUGAUGAUAUUGUUGCUGGACCUCAGAGAAUGUCUUUGAAAUGUCCCCUCAGUUUUAUGCGGGUGAAUUCACCAUGUCGCUCCAUAUUGUGUGUUCAUCCGCAAUGCUUUGACGCAACAUCAUGGUUUUCUAUGAUGGAACAGACGACGACUUGGCUUUGCCCCGUCUGUGAGAGGGUGCUUAACUAUGAAGAUUUGAUCAUUGACGGAUACUUUGAUCAUAUUUUGAGGAGCACCCCAGAGAGCGUCGAGGAUGUGAUGGUGGAAUCGGAUGGGCAAUGGCAUACCAGCGACAACAAGUACGCGUCAGACGCAUGGAGAGUUACUCACCCCCUUGCUGUUCAGUCAUCACCUGCGCGGGCACCAUCUCCGUCUGCUUCUGUCGACGAAGAGCUUGAGGCUAAGAGGAACAUCAAACAGCAGCAACAGCAGCAGCAGCAGCAGAGGCAAAAUAUCGAGGUGAUGGUUCUGGAUUCGGACGACGAAGACGAAGGACGCGUGAAACGAGAGCUAUCAGUAUCGCACGGCAGUUCGGCUUCAGCUUCCCGGCCCUAUGUCAUCAACAGCUCUCCGCAAGCGCCAUCAACUAGAGCUUCUGCCCAAAACGAUGUCAUCGACUUAACCGUCGAGUCCGACGAUGAAAGUCCACCCCAGCCUUCUAUCGGUACGAAAAGAUCUGCUCCAGACCAUGCCAACUCCCCAACAGAAGGCAUAUGGAAAAAGUCACGAUUGGGCUCUAUCCCGCCAGCAACAGGACCAUCACUGCGGCUAGCCGAACCAGGCCAGGCCACAGGACCAUCCAACAGUCUAGUAACCUCACCUAAUGCCCACCGUCCUCCAUUCCAGAUCGAUGGUAUGCAGUAUAGGCCUCAUGCUGGCCAAGCGGGAAGGGAUGCGCCCGCUAGAAGAUACGAUGGGCCAACUGCCCCUUACCCUCCUUACGCGACUUCAUCACCUCAUGAAGGAGGGCCGAUGUAUCCUCCAAUACCAACACGACCUUCUUAUUCCCACCCGACGUCGCGUUCUGGACUAUCAUGAUGUAAUUUUCCCCGUUUUGUCAAUUGAGAUAUUUUACACGCUAUGUAGUAUGUUGUAGUACGUAUCGGUGUAUAUGGGCCUUUAGGUAGUCGUAGGUAAUUGACAUAAUAAACCG
Molecule: messenger RNA, 2195 nt
Organism: Coniophora puteana RWD-64-598 SS2
Lineage: Eukaryota; Fungi; Basidiomycota; Agaricomycetes; Boletales; Coniophoraceae
Exons: 10
Coding region: 65-2080 (671 amino acids)
Biological process (GO): protein sumoylation
Molecular function (GO): zinc ion binding; SUMO ligase activity
Source: RefSeq, a predicted model, not a curated record